Chrysochloris asiatica (Cape golden mole) is the source of this 684-nucleotide messenger RNA. It is a transcript of the gene TM4SF20, whose product is annotated as transmembrane 4 L six family member 20. The transcript has 4 exons. The record is from RefSeq and is a predicted model, not a curated record. Lineage: Eukaryota; Metazoa; Chordata; Mammalia; Afrosoricida; Chrysochloridae. Bases 1 to 684 code for a protein of 227 amino acids. Gene Ontology annotation, cellular component: membrane.
AUGACCUGCUGUGAGGGAUGGACAUCCUGCAAUGGGUUCAGCCUGCUGCUUCUGCUUCUGGCCGGGGUAGUUCUCAAUGCCAUACCUCUCAUUGUCAACGUAAUUGAUGAGGAUGUACCCUUUCAGAACCCCAUCUCUUGCUAUGAAUGGUGGCUCCCAGGAAUUAUAGGAGCAGGUUUGAUGGCCAUUCCAGCAACAACAAUGUCCUUGUCAGCAAGAAAGAGAGGAUGCUGCAACAACAAAACAGGGAUGUUUCUUUCGUCCCUCACCAACGCCCUCACCAUCAUCGGAGCUGCAUACUGCUUGACCGUGUCUGUCCAGGCGCUUAUGGUAGGACCUCUCAUUUGUAACCCUCAAGUCAACGGCACGGUCAAUUGCCAAUUUUCACUGAAAAGUUUAAGUGACAUUGAUGAUGAUGACUCCUUGGAUUGGUUUCUGAGCGACUCUUGUAUAUCUUCCAAGGCUCCUGGUAACUCCACCGCUGGUACUACAACCAAUAGCUGGAAACCACCUAACCUGGACAUCAGUUCGAAAGAAAACAAAUACAGGACCAUCCACUUCUCAGUGUUUCUAGGCCUGCUACUUGUUGGGAUUCUGGAAUUGCUAGUUGCACUCAGUCAAAUAGUCAUUGGUUUCCUGGGCUGUCUGUGUGGUGUCUCUAAGCGGAGAAGUCGAGUUGUAUAG